Hermetia illucens (black soldier fly) is the source of this 1827-nucleotide messenger RNA. It is a transcript of the gene park, whose product is annotated as E3 ubiquitin-protein ligase parkin. Gene Ontology annotation, cellular component: endoplasmic reticulum; cytosol; mitochondrion. Gene Ontology annotation, biological process: autophagy of mitochondrion; ubiquitin-dependent protein catabolic process; regulation of apoptotic process. The record is from RefSeq and is a predicted model, not a curated record. NCBI's taxonomy places the organism in Eukaryota, Metazoa, Arthropoda, Insecta, Diptera, Stratiomyidae. Gene Ontology annotation, molecular function: ubiquitin conjugating enzyme binding; ubiquitin protein ligase activity; zinc ion binding. The coding region runs from base 110 to 1555 and encodes 481 amino acids. The transcript has 8 exons.
UUAAUUGUCAACACCGCAGAAAAACUUUAUACGAUAAGAAUAGUCACUUUUAUUUUGAUACGGCGGAAAACGAGAGAAAUCCAUUAAAAGACGGCCUCUCGCAGGAGUCAUGAGUUUCCUGCUGAACUUUUUGCGGGCACUGGUUCACAAUAUGUUGCAAAUACUCUCGUUUGGACGCAAAACAAUUUCCAAUUCGCUCAGUAUCUACAUCAAAACAAACACGGGGAACACUCUUUCGGUGGAUCUGGAUCCGAAAUGGGACAUUAAAAACGUAAAGGAGAUCGUCGCCCCACAACUAGGACUACAGCCCGAUGAGAUGAAAAUAAUCUUUGCUGGAAAGGAAUUAUGUGAUUCAACUAUUAUCGAGGAAUGCGACUUAGGUCAAAGGAGCAUUUUACAUGCAGUAAAGGCUCGCUCUCGACAGACCGGACUUGCAAGGAAACCUCUCGAAUUGGACCUGCCCGAAGAGCAAUUGGAGGAGCCAUCGAAGCCAUUGUGCGAAACUCUAGUUGAUUUGGAACUGCAAAAUGAGGAGCGGGAGAACAUAUCCGAAGAGGAACGAGAGAAGACAAGAGCUCAUUUCUUCGUACAUUGCUCACAAUGCGCCAAACUUUGCAAGGGAAAAUUGCGGGUCAGAUGUUCCCUUUGCAAGGGUGGAGCAUUCACAGUCCACCGCGACCCGGAAUGCUGGGAUGAUGUCCUCAAACCGCGAAGAAUUACUGGGCAUUGCGAAAGCAGUGAAACUCCCUGCGUAGAUAACGAAGCAGGAGAUCCGCCGUUUACGGAAUUCUACUUCAAAUGCGCGGAGCAUCCCUCAGGCGGCGAAAAAGACUUCGCUGCUCCACUGAACCUAGUCAAUAUGAAUAUUAGGAAAGUUCCAUGUUUGGCUUGUACUGAUGUUAGCGAAAUAGUCCUCCUGUUCCCAUGCGCCUCAAAACACGUUACCUGUAUCGAUUGCUUUCGCCACUAUUGCUCGUCUCGCCUAAUGGAUCGGCAGUUCAUCCCUCACCCAGACAUUGGCUACACUCUCCCAUGCCCGGCGGGCUGUGAAAACUCCUUCAUUGAAGAAAUUCACCAUUUCAAGUUGCUCACGAAGGAGCAAUAUGAACGAUAUCAGAGGUUCGCAACGGAAGAGUAUGUACUGCAAGUAGGAGGAGUUCUGUGUCCACAGCCAGGGUGCGGAAUGGGACUAAUCGUCGACCCAGAGUGCCGAAGGGUUCAGUGUCAAAAUGGUUGUGGUUAUGUCUUCUGUCGAAAUUGUCGUCAAGGAUAUCAUCUGGGUGCUUGUCUUCAAGAUGCAGACACUACAAACUCGGCGGGGUCAUGUGAAUAUUCGGUGGACCCGACGCGCGCAGCUGAAGCGAGAUGGGACGAAGCAUCAACGGUUACUAUAAAGGUCCUGACGAAGCCUUGCCCAAAGUGCAGAACGCCUACUGAACGUGAUGGUGGCUGCAUGCACAUGGUGUGCACACGCGCAGGUUGUGGAUUUGAGUGGUGCUGGGUUUGCCAAACUGGUUGGACACGGGACUGCAUGGGGGCUCAUUGGUUCGGCUAGUUCUUACUGGAAAUUAAGGUACUUCGCGAAGGUCGAUACCGUUACGAGAAUGCAGUGAUCACUUUCCGUUCUUACCUGAUUUCCUUCUUUCCCGUCUUCCUUAUUUUAUUUUGUAGUCUGUAUAUUUUUAUAAUUUGUGAUAACCAGCACAAACUUAUUUGUGUCUAUUUUGAUACUCAGAAGGACAUUUACAAUUACCAUUUGUAAUGUAUUGAUGCUGUGCCUUAGUCGUGUACAUAGCAAAUAAACGUAAAUAAAUUAUAAUUCUUUAG